Messenger RNA from Neolamprologus brichardi, 2565 nucleotides. It is a transcript of the gene slc5a10, whose product is annotated as solute carrier family 5 member 10. NCBI's taxonomy places the organism in Eukaryota, Metazoa, Chordata, Actinopteri, Cichliformes, Cichlidae. Gene Ontology annotation, molecular function: D-glucose:sodium symporter activity. Gene Ontology annotation, biological process: transmembrane transport. The record is from RefSeq and is a predicted model, not a curated record. Gene Ontology annotation, cellular component: plasma membrane.
GUGAGCAUUUAAAGGCAAGGGUUUGCAGAUUCUCAGGGUGUGUAUCAUCUUCUUCUCGAAUUUAUGGUGUUUGCAAAGUUCCAGCGUCAGAUGAGAAUCUAAUCGCAGAGGCGGACAGGUGUGUGUGGCCGCAGGGAACCUUUCGACAGUGCCGCGAACGCUCAGGAUGUCUAACUCCACCAUCAGCUUCUACGCCGUGUCGCAGUCUUUCAGCUUCUCAGACAUCAUUGUCAUUGCGACCUACUUUUUUCUCAACCUCGCUGUUGGCAUCUGGUCCUCAUGCAGGGUGAGCAGAAACACACUGAGUGGAUAUUUCUUGGCUGGGAGGGACAUGGCCUGGUUGCCGAUUGGAUCGUCUCUCUUUGCCAGUUCAGAGGGCUCGGGUCUGUUCAUCGGUCUGGCAGGGACGGGAGCUGCCGGAGGCAUCGCUGUCACCGGCUUUGAAUGGAAUGCCACCUAUGCGUUGCUUGCUCUAGCCUGGGUAUUUGUGCCUGUCUACAUCUCCUCAGGGAUCGUGACCAUGCCAGAGUAUCUGGGACGCCGUUUUGGAGGAGAGAGGAUCAGAACCUACCUGGCUGUCCUCUCGCUGAUGUUGUCCGUCUUCACAAAGAUUUCAACUGACCUGUACUCUGGAGCCUUGUUUGUUCAGGUGUGUCUCGGAUGGAACCUGUACCUGUCUACCGUCCUCAUGCUGGUGGUCACUGCGCUCUACACCAUUGCAGGUGGUCUCGCUGCUGUCAUUUACACAGACACCCUCCAGACGUUUAUCAUGCUCGUUGGUGCAAUUAUCCUAACAGUUACUGCUUUCAAUGAGAUUGGUGGCUACAGCCAGCUGGCCGAGCGGUACAGCAGAGCGAUACCCAGUAAAAUUAUUCCCAACAGUACCUGCCACCUGCCACGGCAGGACGCCAUGCACCUGUUCAGAGACGCCGUCACCGGAGACCUUCCCUGGCCCGGGAUGACUCUGGGGCUCACCAUACUGGCCACAUGGUACUGGUGUACCGACCAGGUUAUCGUACAAAGGUCCCUAUCUGCUAAGAACAUGAGUCAUGUGAAAGGAGCCUCCAUCUUUGCUGCCUAUCUAAAGAUGUUGUCCUUUAUCUUCAUCAUCCUCCCUGGCAUGAUCAGUCGAGCUCUCUACCCCGACUCUGUAGGCUGUGUGGAUCCAGAGGAGUGUGUGCGAGUGUGUGGAGCUGAGGUUGGAUGCUCCAACAUUGCUUUCCCCAAGCUGGUCAUUGAACUCAUGCCAAGCGGCCUUCGGGGACUUAUGAUAGCUGUGAUGAUGGCCGCUCUGAUGUCUUCGCUGACGUCCAUCUUCAACAGCAGCUCCACGCUCUUUACCAUGGACAUCUGGAAGAAGCACCGGCCACGAGCCUCUGAGAGGGAGCUGCUGCUGGUUGGCAGGAUUGUGACCGUGAUUUUGGUGGUGGUGAGCGUGGUCUGGAUCCCCAUCCUCCAGUCAGCCAACAGCGGGCAGCUGUACGUUUACAUCCAGUCGGUGACGAGCUGCCUCGCUCCACCCGUCACUGCUGUUUUCACUCUGGCCAUCUUCUGGAAGAGGACCAAUGAGCAGGGCGCCUUCUGGGGUCUGAUGGUGGGUUUGGUGGUCGGCGUGUGCAGGAUGGUGCUGGAGUUUGCCUUCCCUCCUUCCAGAUGUGGCGUUGAGGAUUCGGCACCUGCGGUGCUACGUGGUGUCCACUACCUCCACUUCGCCAUUCUGCUCUGUGGGCUCACGGCAAUUGUAGUUGCCGUUGUAUCGCUGCUUACACCACCGCCCACUCACGAACAGGUGUGUAACCUGACCUGGUGGACAAUAACUGAAGAGCCAAAAAGAGACAUUCCUCUGCAAAAAGUGUCCUCCAUCAGCCACCGUAGCUCCCAGGACUCUGAACCAACACGGCGGGUGACGACAUGUGGUCAGAGGGCAGGAUUGUGUAUCUCAGCAGUACGGCGAUCAGAGGAGACUCCAGCUCCCAGAGUCCCCAGCAUUCGAGAGAGCGUGUUGUGGUCGAGGUUCUGCUGUUUCAACGCUCUCCUGCUGGUCAGCAUUAACAUUUUUCUCUAUGCAUACUUUGCCUGAGGUGAGGUCAGAUUUAACAUCUGGCCUCAGCUGAACUGUAGUCCCUCCAACACGAGCUGGAACGUGAUCCCUCUAGAUCCAAGAAUGUGAAGAAACAAACAGGUUUUUGCUCAGAUUUCACUCGAAUCAUUAAGACAUCGACUCACAGUGUAAAGCCGGUAGAUGCCGGAGGACAGCACAGCACACAUAUGUAUUAAAACAGUUAAAUUUAGAUAAUAAUCAUUAUAACAAUAAUGGGCAAAUGCCAUGGAGAUAAAAUGUUGAAGUGUGUGGAUUAUAACAAACCAACAUAAAUAAAAGGACAUCAAACAUCACCUUUAAUUUAAAGCUUCACAAUAUGCAGUGAGAGCACAUCAGUGUGGUUCAGGCUCUGCGUGUGACAUAAUAUUGUUGCCUAGAAACGACAUGCUCAGUGUUGAUUAUUUAGUUAUGUUUAGAGCUUUGUGUGAAUGUUUGCACUAAAUGUUCUUUUGAUUUAUCCUUUU